Molecule: messenger RNA, 762 nt
Organism: Penicillium paradoxum
Lineage: Eukaryota; Fungi; Ascomycota; Eurotiomycetes; Eurotiales; Aspergillaceae
Product: alpha/beta hydrolase
Exons: 2
Coding region: 1-762 (253 amino acids)
Source: RefSeq, a predicted model, not a curated record
AUGACCACCAUUCUAUUUGUUCCUGGUGCUUGGAUCUCUCCGACGCUUUACCAGCCAUUUCUCCAAGCCCUUACGGUCGCUGGCUAUGAAGUCCACUUCGUGCGCUACCCCUCUCUCAACCCCGAGGGCCCAUCCGCCAUCGAUUGUCAGGCCGACACCAAUGCUAUAACUGGAGUUCUCAAAACUUUCGUGGAAGAUGAGGGCAAGGAUGUUCUCCUCUUGAUGUACUCAUAUGGAGCCAUGCCUGGUGCGGCAGCGGCCACCGGGCUAGCCAAAUCGCAGCGCGCACAAGAGGGAAAAGCUGGUGGCAUCAUCGGACUUUUGUUCCUGGCAGCCUUUGUCGUGCCGGAAGGCCUUAGCUGUGCCGGUCUUCAGGGCGGAAGCCUUCCCCCAUGGGUCUUGCUCGAUCAGCCCUCGGUGAAUCUCAGUGUGAUAGAUGAUCCUAUUAAUUAUUUUGCUGCCGAUGUCGAGCCGGCAUUAGCCCGGUCCCUGAAUCAAGAGGUCAACCCGCAUUCAACAUUAGCCUUCACGUCGCCCCAGCCCCAUCCCGCCUGGGCGGACGAGGCGUUUCAAGGGCGCUUGGCGUUCAUCGUCACUACUGAGGAUCGUGCGGUGCCAAAAGAGGCCCAAUUCGGCAUGGUGGCCGCGACGCAGAAAGAGUGGAUUUUGAAGGAACUGACAUCCAGUCACUGCGCGCCGUUCCUUAAUCGGAUCGACGAGACCGUGGGAUUGACUCGGGAGAUCAUUGACCAGUUCCUCUGA